AGAAUCUACAUCGACAGUUUCAUUCGUAAAUGGCGUUAACUGUGCCAGAAGAAUAUUCGAUAAAAUUUUGUAUGACGUUGACGAAAGAGAGAUACCUCGUAAGUUACUGCACUUUGCUUUGUAGAUAGGGAAAACAGUUGAUUUUUUCCACUAUUGAGGUUGUACUUCCUGGUUCAAAAUCGAGACUAUAAGCUUAUGUAUCUCUGAGUGCAGUGUCCCACCACCUGCAUGGAUCAGUUCCGCCAGAAUUGAAUGGAUACCUGGAGAUUUAUAACAUUUUAAUUUACCAAUUAAAAUUUCAACUUUAAUAAGGCAUAGUUCCGUGAUGAAGGGUUCUGCUGUAUGUACUUCGGGCUCUACGACGCCAUGCAAGUCCAUGAGCAUAUGUGUCCUAGGCUUGUACCCCUUCUCAAAUUAAUUUAUGCAUCUGUACAACUCUGGUGGUUUUAUUUUUGCUGUUAGUUUUAAACUCCCCUAGCUGAGCUUUGAUAUACUCCCUUUUCUUAUUCCUAAAAGCUCUGCUGGUUUCGUGCCUUACGCUGACAUACCUAUAACUAUUUAUUCGUGUACGGGCCUGCAGCCAUUGCAAUCUAACGUGCUUCCUCCGUUUUACCAAGAUAGAGCAUUCUUUGUCAAAACAUGCGUUAUUUCGCGAAAUUUGAAACCCUGCACUCUCCUAGGCUGAAAUUUUCAUGUUAUCCCGUAUAUUUUCCCAGGUCUUAUUGACGUCUACUUCCCUAUUCUCUGUAUUUUCAUCAACGUUUUCUAGGAUUGCAAAUCUGUUCGAAAUUUUUACCUGAUACUCGUGCGUAGCUUCUACAUAGCUCAGUUUUUUGACGUUGAAUUUCUCAUUUCUGUGUAUCUGCCCCGGCUGUUUUUCUGACCGAGAGUCUUCCCCUUAAUUUUGCUAUCGCUAAAUAAUGGUCCUCAGAAAGUGGUCACGACGGUCAAGCUGACCAUAGACGAUGAAAUAAAAAAUGGUCAGGGGUUCGAAUCUCACUCAAGCCGUGGAUAUUUGUUCGCGUUUUUCUGUGUUGAGCUAAAAGUAACGUACUGUUAAGUUAAUUUUAAGGAAGAUUGCCACUGGACAUGUAUUCCGCACGUUAUUAGACAAUGUCAGAAGAUUUACUGAAUGUCCAUGUAGGACAGAUUGUAAAUAAUCAGGGAUGUUAAAAAAAAUAAUAGUCACAUUCCGCACGCCUACAAGAUCACACGUCUAUGAAGAUUGACCAUCUCCUCCGAACGAUUAUAAUGUGAUGAAUUUGAUUAUGGGUCAUUCCAUCAAGGGAAGUGUACUUAUGGUUAACAAGAUGUUGGAAUGUUGUGCUUUUGUUCCGUAGUGUGUGCCAACCAAAUUAUCUGUCACAGACAAUUCUAACAUCUAUGGCGUGCGUCUUGUUUGUAGUUACGUUGGUGGCAAAACCACCUAUUUUAGCGAACACGAAAUGUGUUGCCGUUUUAGUAUACAUUGUUUUCUUAUCAUUUGUUCCUUUUUGGGGAGUUUUGCAACUUGACGUGUUAUAGAUUAUGUAUCCUUAACAGAAUUAAGGAUUCGCAUAUUUUGAAGAUUACACGCCGAAGUUUGAGGUUAUAUUUGUUUGAGAAACAUAGCGUAAAUGGAGGAAGCUGACAGUAAAUACCCACUUCUGCCAUCAGAACGCGAAGAUGUAUUAGAAGAUUGCAAUUUGUGGACAAGGACCGAGAAGCGAAAAUGGCUUUGCACUCUCUUCAUUGGGACGUCAGCUUUAUAUGCCAGUAGAACCUCCGUCCCACUGUUAGUUCCUGCAAUUGCCUUGGAGAGAAAAUGGAGCAAGACGAACUCUGGCACCGUAUUGUCCAGUUUCUUUUGGGGAUAUACAUUAACACAAGUGAUUGGUGGCUACUUAAGCGAUAGAAUUGGUGGCCAUAAAGUUAUAUUGACUGCUGCCGUAGGGUGGUCUCUAUUUACGUUUUGCAUGCCAGAUAUUAUAAGGCUAUUUUCAGCUCAAGAAACUUCAGUAAAUUUUAUUGUAAUUAUGAGAAUUCUUCAUGGAGCAUUCCAAGGUGUUCAUUUUCCAAGUAUGAGCAGUUUGACGAGUCGACAUUUAGCCGAGAAAGAACGCACAUCAUUUUUUAGCAUACUGACCUCUGGUUCGGCUAUUGGAACGCUGUUCACUGGCACAUUUGGGUCAUAUCUGUUGGACUAUUACGGCUGGCCUGCCGUAUUUUAUGUUAUCGGUACCAUUGGAGUAGUUUGGACACUUGUUCUUCGCAAGAUUGCCUUAGCAUUAGAGAGGAGAAAAGCUGUAAUUAAUUCUGUUCCGUGUAAACUUCAUUCUUCGCUGCGUGUGAAAGAUAACAUACCUGUUCCUUGGAUCAGAUUAUUUCAAAGAUCGGAAUUCUGGUCAUGUGUCAUCGGGCACGCGUGUCAGAACAAUUGCUUCUUCCUCCUUUUAUCAUGGCUACCUACGUAUUUUCAUGACACCUUCCCUGAAGCAAAGGGCUGGGUGGUGAACAUGGUACCAUGGCUAUUUUGCAUUCCUAGUACAUUUCUAGGAAAGUGGUUGUCGGAAAAGCUUAUUGCGCAUGGACAUUCCAUAACGUAUACCAGGAAGGUAAUUGAAGUAAUUUGCUUAGGCUCACAAGCUUUGGGCCUUAUUUUAAUAGGCGCAGGAUCGGAGGGGGGGUUAAAUGUCUUGUCCGUGUUAGCACAUGGAUUACUGUUGUUUGAACCUCCAGCUGGAGAAGUGUUUUGGCUGUGGGUGUACUGCAGUUUCCCCAAGAUUUAGAGGUCAGACCAAAGACUACUACUGGGCUUUGAUAUGUAUGACUUUGUCAAUAUCAGCAACUGGCUUUCACAACAACGCUAUUAUAGUAAAUCCUCAAGAUCUUGCUCCGCAACACUCUGGAAGUGUUUUUGGG
This is a messenger RNA of Zootermopsis nevadensis, 2901 nucleotides long. It is a transcript of the gene MFS18, whose product is annotated as major facilitator superfamily transporter 18. The record is from RefSeq and is a predicted model, not a curated record. Gene Ontology annotation, biological process: transmembrane transport; ATP transport. Gene Ontology annotation, molecular function: transmembrane transporter activity. NCBI's taxonomy places the organism in Eukaryota, Metazoa, Arthropoda, Insecta, Blattodea, Termopsidae.